AAUAACCUGAAGUCUAAGGGCAUGAAUAUCAGACGCUAGGGGGACAGCCACUGUGUUGUCUGCUACCCUCAUCCUGGUCACUGCUUCUGCUACAACAGCCCUAGGCCAGGAAUAUGAACAAGCUGCUGCUUUGGAUCUCUGUCCUCACAAGCCUCCUGGAAGCCUUUGCUCACACAGACCUCAGUGGGAAGGUGUUUGUAUUUCCUAGAGAAUCUGUUACUGAUCAUGUAAACUUGAUCACACCGCUGGAGAAGCCUCUACAGAACUUUACCUUGUGUUUUCGAGCCUAUAGUGAUCUCUCUCGUGCCUACAGCCUCUUCUCCUACAAUACCCAAGGCAGGGAUAAUGAGCUACUAGUUUAUAAAGAAAGAGUUGGAGAGUAUAGUCUAUACAUUGGAAGACACAAAGCUACAUCCAAAGUUAUGGAAAAGUUCCCGGCUCCAGUGCACAUCUGUGUGAGCUGGGAGUCCUCAUCAGGUAUUGCUGAAUUUUGGAUCAAUGGGACACCUUUGGUGAAAAAGGGUCUGCGACAGGGUUACUUUGUGGAAGCUCAGCCCAAGAUUGUCCUGGGGCAGGAACAGGAUUCCUAUGGGGGCAAGUUUGAUAGGAGCCAGUCCUUUGUGGGAGAGAUUGGGGAUUUGUACAUGUGGGACUCUGUGCUGCCCCCAGAAAAUAUCCUGUCUGCCUAUCAGGGUACCCCUCUCCCUGCCAAUAUCCUGGACUGGCGGGCUCUGAACUAUGAAAUCAGAGGAUAUGUCAUCAUCAAACCCUUGGUGUGGGUCUGAGGUCUUGACUCAACGAGAGCACUUGAAAAUGAAAUGACUGUCUAAGAGAUCUGGUCAAAGCAACUGGAUACUAGAUCUUACAUCUGCAGCUCUUUCUUCUUUGAAUUUCCUAUCUGUAUGUCUGCCUAAUUAAAAAAAUAUAUAUUGUAUUAUGCUA
This is a messenger RNA of Pan troglodytes (chimpanzee), 942 nucleotides long. RefSeq names its product amyloid P component, serum (gene APCS). Lineage: Eukaryota; Metazoa; Chordata; Mammalia; Primates; Hominidae. The coding region runs from base 114 to 785 and encodes 223 amino acids. Gene Ontology annotation, biological process: innate immune response. The record is from RefSeq and is a predicted model, not a curated record. The transcript is spliced from 2 exons. Gene Ontology annotation, molecular function: complement component C1q complex binding.